AUGGACUUCCACCUUGUGCCCCGCGGCACUGACCGCAACUACACAGGCUUCUUUACAAAGACAAUAGUCUACACCGGGACGUUGGUGAUAUUCCUGGCUUCUCUCGGCCUGACUAUAGCGUCCAUCGUCAUUCCAAAAUGGGUCACCUACCAGAGUGAAAAGCCCAAUUAUCAUUACUCCUACGGUCUCCAUCGCCGCUGCUCCUCCAUCACAGAUACCUGCGAGAGUUUCCCACAACGUGAAGACUGCCAUGGCGAAGAUCGGUAUUUCUGCUCCAUGUGGCGGUCGGUCGGGUUCCUCAUGUCCUUUGCUAUCGUUUUACAGGGCAUGAGCGUCGUCACAUACUUGGUCAUUCUCUCUGGGGGCAAGCGCUUGCGCGAAAACGGAUGGACUGUUCUCAGCUUGAUGGUGGGACUUUCUGCCAUCGUGCAGGCUGCGGGUAUGUCGAUUGUGGCAUAUUUGUUUGAUAACGAGGACCGAUUCUUUGUUGGCUGGCAACUUGAUCAAUCCUGGGUCUUUUGUACAGUUAGUUGGUGCAUCAGUCUUUUCUGCGCUGGUGCAGUCAUUCUGGCUGCCAAGGUCCUGCCCUCUGAAGGAGGCUACGAGUUGAUUCCUGAUCAUGAUGAGCUUAGGAUCUCUUGA
Messenger RNA from Penicillium salamii, 642 nucleotides. The record is from the annotation of a GenBank genome assembly. NCBI's taxonomy places the organism in Eukaryota, Fungi, Ascomycota, Eurotiomycetes, Eurotiales, Aspergillaceae.